GCUUUCUGGUCGCGUGUGUGAAUUCCAGCAAUGGCCUCUCUCUCUCUCUCUCCCUCUCUCUCUCAUAAAGCUCACCUUUUCUCCGUUUCUUAAUUCCCUUUCCAUUAUUGUUAACCACCUUUGAAAAUUCUCUCUCUCUCUCUCUCUCUCUCUCUCUCUUCAAUGCGGUGGAUGUCAGUCUUUGUUAAACGCCUUGACUUCGGACCUGAGAAUUCUCUGGUUGGUAUCCCAUUUACGUCGGUUGUGAUCCUUCAAAGGCACUUUCAAAUUCUUAUUAAUUCUCUUGACGACUGUUCAGUUUCCCAUCCAAGUUUAACAUUCGCCUACAGCUUCGAUUCCAGCCGAUGUAAAUUUUUUUUUUGGCGCUGUAUUUGCUCGAUGAGAAAUGGUAACAGUGAAUCUCGUGGGGCAAAACAUAGUUAUACUACGAAGGACGUUGUGGCUGUGGGUAUGAUCCGCUGGGUGCAUGGGAGGAUUACCACAACUUUUUGACUUCAAUCAGGGCAACAUGGCAAGGAAAGUUAUCACACAGAAGAGACAAAGUGGUGGCCUAGAGGCUCCUCGAAACAGCUUGGAACUGCCAGUAGAAACUUCACAAAGCUAUUUUGCUGAUGGAGACAUUAUACCGUAUUCUUACGAAGUCAGAAGUGAGUGGUCUGAGAACUCUUAUCCAACGGAGGCUUCAAUGAAGAAAUUGAUCAAUGAAGAGAUAUCCAAAAGACCAAACAACAGACGAAAUGCACCAAGCGUUGUCGCUCGUCUGAUGGGAAUGGAUAUGCUACCUUUAGAAACCAAAACUGAAUCCCAGGACGCUGUAAAAAGGAAUGAAAAGCCAAGAACGAGUCUCCAAAAUAAGGAAAAUAACAAAAAAAGCUCCAGAGGCAACGUUCAUCAGAACUCAAAUUCUUCAAAACAGAUAAAGGUUGAUCAACAUGAUGAGGAUAGAAAUCCCAACCAUCAGCAUGUUAGCAUGAAGUUGAAAAAACCAAGGCCUCGAGAACAUCCUCAAGAGGAGGAGCUCCAGAAGUUUAAGAAAGAAUUUGAAGCGUGGCAAGCAGCAAGGUUUAGGGAAUGCACAAAGGCUAUUGAACUUGACAGAAUUCCCAGCCAGGUUCUUGCUCAGGAGAACCUCAACAUGGAAAAGAUUGCUUUAUGUGGAAAUUCAAGUAGAAUUACAAGAAGUGAGAAGAAGCCUGUCGAACUUAAAAGCCUUGCUGUAAAAGAAAGGUCACCAGAAGGAGGUGAGUUACAACAUCAGGCAUACGGAAGGGAAUUUUUUCCAUCAGAGCAGAAGGAAUCACAUUCUUUAAGGAGUUCUUUAAGGAGUAGAACCCUACGUAGAGAUUUUGACAUUUCUUCUGCUCCAACAAAAAUAGUGAUUCUGAGGCCUGGCAUUGACCGCAUUAGCAGCAUGGAUGAGUCCUGGGUAAGUUCGUCCGGCACUUCAGAAGAGAGAGGCAGUAUGGAACAUUUUCUUGAGGAGGUAAAGCAAAGACUGAAAUAUGAGUUGCAAGGGAAAGUUCAAAGUGGAAACAUGAUCAGAGGGGGCGGAAUUGAGACCCCAUAUACCGAAAAGCCAUCUGAUCCAAAAGAAAUAGCUCAAAGAAUAGCAAAGCAGGUAAGAGAAAGUGUAACUAGAGAUAUUGGAAGGAAUUUGCUUAGAUCAGAAUCCACAAGAUCUUAUAGAAGUGAGAUACAGAAUAAUGGCCCAGGUUCUCCUGAGUUUAUCAACAGAGAUACUAGAAGACUUUUAGCUGAGAGGCUGAGGAAUGUUCUAAAGGGAGAAACAAGUUUGCAUAACCCGACAGUUCCCUGUAGCAGCUCAAGUAAGUUGAGCUGCAGCGACAUUGUAGAAGAUGAACCUGAAAUGCAAACCAGAUCAUUCAGACGUGGUUCUGACGACUAUUCAAUGCAUCAUAGAGAUUUGUCUCCUAUGAAUCUCGUUAGAUCUUUGUCAGCCCCGGUAUCAGGAACAUCAUUUGGGAAGCUGCUUCUCGAGGACCGCCAUAUUUUAACUGGAGCCCACAUCAGGAGGAAGCAUGAAGCUAUUGAAAGUGCAGCCGUGGACUUGAAAAAGAAGCGGAAGAAGGAAAGGUUCAAUUUUAAAGAAAAAGUUUCCAGUUUUAAAUACAGUUUCAUUCUCCGGGGGAGGCUGUUCAGUAGAAAGAUCCAGUCAGCGGAGCAGCCACGCAAGUAUGAGUGUAGUUCCUUGAAAGAUAUCACAAGUGGACCAACGGUAGUGAUGAAUCUCAGAGAGAGGCAUGAAGGAUCUCGUGAGAACUCCACUGAGGUGCCACCGAGCCCUGCAUCUGUGUGCAGCAGCAAUCAUGAGGAGUUUUGGAGGGCAGCAGAUCAUCUUAGUUCAACAUCAACAUCAGAUCUUUCACCACUGGAUGAUUCCAUGCCUCAGGCUUUCAGAGAGAUUAGCUCUAAUCUAACUGAGUUGCGGAGGCAACUGAACGAACUCGAUUCUGGUUGUCCGAAGGAGACAAUCAUUCAAGAGCAUACGUUGGAAGCUGAAAUGGAGUUGGAGGAUGAAGCAGAAGCUUACGUAAGAGACUUGCUUGUUGCUUCCGGUCUGUACAAGGGCUCAUCAGAGAAAGUUUUAUCGAGGUGGGAUCCAUUUGCAAAACCGAUAAGUAACCGGAUCUUUGAAGAACUGGAGGAGUCUUAUAGGAACACGACCAAGAAGGAUAGUGAAGGAUCCAAAAGAGACAAUGUGGAUCAUAAGUUAUUACUUGAUUUGCUAAAUGAGGCACUCACAAUUGUUCUCGGACCACCAGUGACCGUGUCUAGAUUCAGGAAGACGGGUAUGUGUCCCACAAGUCGACCUCUGCGUGGAAGGAAGUUAUUGCAUAGCGUGUGGGAGAUCAUUUGUGGACAUUUAUACCCGCCGUCAGACAAAUGUUUUUACUCGAUUGAUAGUAUGUUGGCCAGAGAUCUGCGUUCCACCCCCUGGGCGGGUUUGAUGAACGAUGACAUUGAUUCUUUGGGGAAAGAGAUGGAAUCCCAGAUAACUGGAGAUCUGAUUGAGGAAAUAGUGAAGGUCCUGAAGGAUAUGCACUCAUAAUGGAGUGCAUAAAAAACCUUAUAUAUACAUUGUGACCAUACUCGCGGUCACUCGGGUUAAAACCAACUCACAAAUCGAGCACUGAUUGGUCAACAUUAGAUUCGAUCGGCUUGUAAAUUAUUUCUCGAAGUACCUAAUAAUUAGUCUUGCAUGCAGGCCCGAAGCUGGUUUCUGCAAUGUUUGGUUACUUGUGUUGAAGAGGAUAUUGGAUGUGCAUCUUUUGUGUUAAUGGUUGUGGUAUAGGGAAGUGGUUGGUUUGGAGUUCUUUCUGAUUGUACAGUACUAUUUCGUGUAUGAGGCUAUUUUUGUGAUAUAUGAUGAUAAUGAUUUCUUCGUGCA
Rhododendron vialii is the source of this 3409-nucleotide messenger RNA. RefSeq lists its product as uncharacterized. Bases 467 to 3070 code for a protein of 867 amino acids. NCBI's taxonomy places the organism in Eukaryota, Viridiplantae, Streptophyta, Magnoliopsida, Ericales, Ericaceae. The transcript is spliced from 6 exons. The record is from RefSeq and is a predicted model, not a curated record.